Messenger RNA from Vigna radiata var. radiata (mung bean), 2081 nucleotides. Its product is annotated as zinc finger protein 6-like. Bases 160 to 717 code for a protein of 185 amino acids. The transcript is spliced from 2 exons. Gene Ontology annotation, cellular component: nucleus. Gene Ontology annotation, molecular function: DNA-binding transcription factor activity; transcription cis-regulatory region binding. Gene Ontology annotation, biological process: trichome morphogenesis; gibberellic acid mediated signaling pathway; trichome differentiation. NCBI's taxonomy places the organism in Eukaryota, Viridiplantae, Streptophyta, Magnoliopsida, Fabales, Fabaceae. The record is from RefSeq and is a predicted model, not a curated record.
GUGACUCGCAGUGGGUAUGGUAAAGUAUUUUUGUAAGGUUGUAGCGUGGGAAGGAAUAGGGCACGCAAGAAGAUAAUCACAGAAUAAAUGUGUAUGUGUGUGUAUAUAUAGGGCAGCACAGAUAAGAAGAAUUUGAAUGCAUUGAGAUAGAAAAGAAACAUGUCUGAUAAUCAUAAGACUCAGAGUUCGGCACCAAAACUGUUUGGUUUCCCACUAACAGAGCAAGAGGAAUUUGCAGAAAGGAAAUACGAUGUAGGAGAGGACAGAAAAUUCAGGUGUCACUACUGCAACAGAGUUUUCGCAAACUCGCAGGCCUUAGGGGGCCACCAAAACGCUCACAAGAAAGAACGUCAGAGAGCCAGGCGAUUCCAAAUCCACAACCACAGACGCUCCUCUAUGCCAUCAUCAUCGUCAUCUCUUUCUGUUACCCCUCUUACCUUUCUCACCUCCCAUGCAAUAAUACGUUCGCUACCACUUUCAGUUACACUGCCUCCCAUUUACCUUUCAUCUCCUUCUCCUUCUACUUCCACCUCUGCAACGCACUUCCCCUCACGCCCCGUUUUCGUUCCUUCCUCCACCCACCUCACUGCUAAUGCUACUGUUACUACUUCAUGUUUUCCUCUUCAGCUCUAUGCCUCACCUUCUGUGCUGCAAUCUGCUUCUACUGUCCUUGAUUUUGCAGCAGACAGGGAAGUUGAUGUCCAUCUCAAAUUGUAGCUCUGUCAUAUCAGAUUGCAGGUUAAAUAUAUAUAUAUAUAUAGAUAUAUAUAAUUACUGUUACUUUUAGUUUCCUGUUUCUCCUUUCUUUGCUCCAAAUCUUAUCUUUUUUUGACCCCUCCCAUUAACAUUAUGAACUUGCUUUACUAAUGGAAACUAAUGCUUAUAAUGGAAUCAAGGAUAUAGAAAUUGUUACAUAACCGUAAUUAAUCUUACAAUUGUUUUUAGUUCACAAUGUCAUUGCAAAUGUAACUUGGUGUUGCAUUUGUCUUUAAUCUCUCCAAAGCAAUAGGAAACAUCAUGGUAAAACUGUGACUAAAUAAAUAUAAGCUGAAAUCAAAGUGGUGUAGCAGGCAAAUUGUGACAAUAUAGUAUUAAUGAAUGUCGGUAGCCUGCAUAUUUUAGUUAGUUGUGAAUUAGACUAAUUUUAAAACAAGAAUUGGUGUAAUUUUUUUUUUUCUAGAAUUGAAAUGGUAUAUUGGGUUAAUUCUGGACACCUAUUAAGUACAAGUACUUCUCAUCUUUAAUAUAUCUUUCUUCCUCUGAUAAAACUCCCUUAAUGAUGUUAAUUACACAUUUCUCAUCUCUUCUUAUCUCUCCUCAGAUAAAGAUCUGACUAAAUGUCAUAAAAAGCCGUUUACGGAUUGUGACCCUGUAUUUAUUUGGGCCUAACAGCACAAUAUUUUUGUAUGGGCCAGAUCAAAUAGUUUAAAGGGAGGCCCAAGUACCUCCAAACCUUCAUAAAAAAAGGACAAAUAUUUCUGCACAUACCUGCACAUUGUCACAGAUGUGUUGUAUUAUAUAAAAAGGAUCCAGAAGUGUUUACAGAAAAAUUUGGUAUUAUUCACUAUUGGUUAGGUCUUUCACGCUGUUGAAGUCAUAGAAAAUAACACAUACCAAACAUUAAAAUAAGGGAAGUAGCUAGCUAGACACUAGGUUUAUCCAGGAAGUAUAAUCCCCUUGCUGUUCUAAGUAGAAUAGAAUCUACAGUAGCAGUUUUCAUCAGAAUCAUUGCUGUGAAGAGUCUCUUUGAGUGUUGAUGACUGAUCACGUCUUUCUUCAAAAUAAUCAUGUCAUUGGGAUUUGAGUACCACGUCAAAUCUGGCUGAGACCGAAAAUGACGUGGUAUCGUAUGAAAAACGAAUCAUCACACAUGGUAACACCACCAAAAUGGACAAAGUCAUUGGUUUUACUGCAACUCAGAAAGUACAUCCCAGAUUCCGAGCUAGCACAAAGGCCACUUUUCAAAGAUCAGAACAUUACUCAUUCCUCGCCACAGCACACGUUUCUGUGCUUCAUUGUCUCUCUUCCCAAUAUACCCUUUCUUGAAACUUCCAAACCCUAACAAAAGCCUCUGCCCUCUC